Coniosporium apollinis CBS 100218 is the source of this 2574-nucleotide messenger RNA. RefSeq lists its product as uncharacterized. The transcript has 5 exons. NCBI's taxonomy places the organism in Eukaryota, Fungi, Ascomycota, Dothideomycetes. Bases 1 to 2574 code for a protein of 857 amino acids. Gene Ontology annotation, cellular component: nuclear replication fork. Gene Ontology annotation, biological process: mitotic cell cycle; DNA-templated DNA replication; DNA repair. Gene Ontology annotation, molecular function: protein binding; chromatin binding. The record is from RefSeq and is a predicted model, not a curated record.
AUGAACCAACAGCGACUACGCGGUCGCCCGGCUCACAUGCCGGGCCCGACUUUCCUAAGUUAUACACCCAACGGCAGGAAGCUGAUAAGUGUUGGGUCGAACAAUGCCAUCCGUGUCUUCCAGACAGGAUCAGACGCAGAACCCACGAACAUCGACGACUGUCAAGACUCGAACACCGCCGUAGCUGCUGCGAACGACUUCUUCGUUACCGGCUCGGAGGAUGGAACAGUCUGCAAGUACUCGCUGGAGUCUAACUCGCUUGAUGGGGUGUUGGUGCGAUGCACGCUCCCGAUUCGAGACGUUGCGCUCUCGCCGGACGGAAAAUGGGCAGCUGUUGCGAGCGAUGAACUGGUCGUCAAAGUCGUCAACACCGAUGACAUGAGCCGCGUACUCUACCUUCGUGACCAGGCUCGGCCGGUCAAGCAUAUCUCCUUCGACCACAGCGGCACAUUUCUGGCAGUGUCCUGCUCGGACGGGUGUAUCUACGUCUACUCGCUGAGCUCGGAGGAGCCGAAGAUGAUCAGAAAGGUUGAUGGGUUGAUCAAGAGCUUGGAGACAGAUGUUGAGGCGAGCUCGAAGGUGAUAUGGCAUCCGGACGGCCGAGCUUUUGCGGCGCCUACGCCAACAAGAGAAGUUCAGAUCAUGUCACCCAGCGACUGGGAAUGGCAGCGAGUGUUCAAGAACGGUCAUACGGCCGACAUUACUGCCCUAGCCUGGUCGCCGAAUGGUGGAUUGCUAGCUACUACAGGCGCUGAUCGAAGACUCCUCAUUUGGGAGACUAAGACCCAGAAGAUCAUCAAGACAUUCGAGGGUGUCCGAGCAACCAUUCUGGAUAUGGCUUGGCAUCCGACUGAGAACAUCCUGUCCUACACGAACAACGAUGGCGAGCUUUACAUUCACACAGAUAUCGUCCCGUCUGAGCAUACUGGCAUACUGCAAAAAUCACUUCAGCCUGCACCCUUCAUCCACGACCCGCUAGCCGAAAUCUCAGCCAACGGAAGACCUCCUAUAACCAAUGGCCUCAAAAAUGGUCUCGUAUCACGCCAUGCCCGACGAGGCACCCCCGACUCGCUGGACGAGAUCCUUGGCGACGAUGGAAUGUCCGCCUCAGAAGCGGACGGCUUCAUCACCGACGACGACGGUACCGGCCCCUCCAGGAAACGCCCAAACGACCAUCUCGAUGCCUUGGACUAUCCCCUCUCCAAGCGGCGCGCCACCCACAGCGCUUGGCAGCCAACCGUCCACCCCCCCUUCCAACCGGGCAGCACCCCCUGGCGCGGCAACCGACGAUACCUCGCCCUAAACCUCACCGGCUGCAUCUGGACACUCUCCCAAGACGACUACCACAACACCAUAACCGUCGAGUUCUACGACCGCUCCCUGCACCGCGACUUCCACUUCACCGACGCCUUCAAAUACGACAAGGCCUGCCUCACCCCCCACGGGUGCCUCUUCUCGUGCCCGCCCUCCCCAUCCACCGACCCCAAAUCCCCCUCCGCUACGCAGCCCGCACACCUCUACUACCGCCCCCACGAAACCUGGACCACGCGCUCCGACUUCCGGAUCCCGCUCCCCGGCGGCGAAACCGCGACGGCCAUCGCGCUGAGCGCCUCCUACAUCGUCGUGUGCACCUCGGCCGCCUACGUGCGGAUCUACAGCCUCUUCGGCGUGCCCCUGCGCGUGUACCGCCAGAAAGCCACGCCCGCAGUGAGCUGCGCCGCGUGGCGCGACUACGUCCUCACUAUCGGCAACGGCGCCAUCGGGCCGGACGGCCGGCCCGCGCUCGUGUACAGCCUCGAGAACGUCGCGAGGGACGAGGUGUGUCAAGCCGAGGACACGGUGGCGCUAUCGCCCGGCGCGGAGCUCGCGAGCGCGCUGUUCAGCGCCGAGGGGGAUCCGUGCGUGUAUGACGACCAGGGCGUGCUGGCCGUGCUGCAGCAUUGGCGCGCGCCGGGCCAGGCGCGGUGGGUGCCUGUGCUCGACACGACGAGGCUGGCGCGGCUGGCGAGCGGGAGGAAGGAGGAGCGGUAUUUCCCCGUCGGGGUCGCGAGGGAGGCGUUCCAUUGUAUCAUCCUCAAGGGUGGGGAUCGCUAUCCGUAUUUCCCCAGGCCGCUGCUUACGGAGUUUGGGUUCUGCGUGCCGGUUGUGGAUAGGGCGGGUAAGGAGGCGAGUGGGAUGGGCGAUGGGGAGGAGGAUGAGGAGGAGGAGGCGCCGGGCGGAGAGGCGCAGAGACUCGAGGAGAUGUUUGUGAGGCAGAGUUUGUUGCUGUCGCUGCUGGAGGACUUGACGGGCGCGACGAGGGCGACGCAUAGUCAGCGGACGGAGCUGGCGAGGAAGGGCUUGGAGGUCGAUAAGGCGCUGUUGCAGUUGCUGGCCGCGGAGUGUAGGGACGGCGAGGAGCGUGGGAUGAAGGCGUUGGAGAUUGUAGGACUCAUGAAGGAUCGGAGUGGGAAGAUGGUGGAGGCGGCCGGGAAGGUCGCGAACAGAUUUGGGAGGGAUGUGCUUGGGGAGAGGAUCAGGGAGCUGGCAGAGAGGAGGUUGGUCGGGUUGGACGACGAUGAGGGUGCUGGAUAG